UCCAAUCCUUAUUACGGUUUUCAAAUUCAAUUAGUCUAAUUAGUUUAUCUGCAAACCCGCCUAUCUUCAACAGCACUCGAGUUUUAAUAGCGCGUUAGAAUGAAAAGACAAAGCGUACUUGAAUGCGUUUAACUCACAUUGUGUCAUUGCUAGAAUGAAAACAAGUCUCAUUCUGGCGGCAAGAGGGUAGGCUUGAAGAUGGCAGGAUGGCGCCGGCGAGUUCUAGUCGCUGUCCCCUGGCGGACGGUGCUGAAACAGAGAACGGCCUGGGGCCCGAUCGCCACCAAGAAUUGGCCUACCUCUAUCAUCGUCACCAUGUGGUCAACAAAGUCAAUAUCUGCAUCAAGUACACAAUGAUAGUGUUCAACUUCAUCUUCGCGGUGAUGGGCUCUCUGAUACUGGGGAUCGGGAUCUGGGGGCUCAUUGACAAGGAAUCUCUAGACUUGGACAACAUCAACCAUCUCAGUACAGACCCCAUGCUGGCUUUCGUGAUUGUGGGACUGAUGGUUGGCACAAUGUCCUUCUCAGGAUGUGUCGGGGCACUGAGAGAGAACCAAUGCUUGUUGAAGUUCUUCACUGCGGGGAUCCUGAUAAUAGUGAGUUUGCAGAUAAUCGGCGGGAUGGCGGUUUACGCACUGAGAGAUAGGAUCGAACAGUACCUGGAGAAUGGAAUGAUUCUGGGCGUUAAGAGAUACCAGGAUGAUCUCGAUCUUCGUUUUAUUAUAAACGAAAUUCAAAGAGGGUUAAAGUGUUGCGGGGUCCACUCAUACCACGACUGGGAGCUCAACCUGUAUUUUAACUGCAGCUCCCCGGGCAUCCAUGCAUGUGGACCUCCCCCUUCAUGUUGCAUCAACCCUCAAGAGAAUGGCACGGUCAUCAACUCCCAGUGUGGCUUUGGCACUUUACAUAUGGAGGAAGUGACAGCCCAGAAUUACAUCUAUCUCCAAGGGUGCAUGCCGUGUCUCACCAGCUGGCUUACUGGUAAUGCAGGCUCAAUUGGUGUUUUUGGCGUCGUUCUUAUGAUCGUUCAAGUACUUGGGCUCAUUUUUGCAACAAAGAUACUGAGUGACAUUGAAUUAAUCAAAGCUCAUUGGUAGCAGAGAGAUGCAAAAUAUAUCAACAGUAGAGUGAGAAACGUGUUGAAAACAUGACUGACCUUUUAUGUGCACUGUACAUGGAACUUACAAAAAGUGUGGACAUUAUUGCCCUUGGUUGAGACAAUCUCCAAAAUCCAUUCUAAGUUUUAUUGAAGCAUUACUUAGGUAAUUAGCGAUUGUUAUAAAUGGAAUUAAAUGUGCAG
Messenger RNA from Mobula hypostoma (lesser devil ray), 1300 nucleotides. It is a transcript of the gene tspan10, whose product is annotated as tetraspanin 10. The record is from RefSeq and is a predicted model, not a curated record. The coding region runs from base 207 to 1097 and encodes 296 amino acids. The transcript is spliced from 3 exons. Gene Ontology annotation, cellular component: plasma membrane. Lineage: Eukaryota; Metazoa; Chordata; Chondrichthyes; Myliobatiformes; Myliobatidae.